This is a messenger RNA of Dioscorea cayenensis subsp. rotundata (Guinea yam), 651 nucleotides long. Its product is annotated as DNA-directed RNA polymerases II, IV and V subunit 9A. Gene Ontology annotation, biological process: transcription-coupled nucleotide-excision repair; DNA-templated transcription; transcription initiation at RNA polymerase II promoter. Gene Ontology annotation, molecular function: zinc ion binding; nucleic acid binding; DNA-directed RNA polymerase activity. The transcript has 4 exons. Lineage: Eukaryota; Viridiplantae; Streptophyta; Magnoliopsida; Dioscoreales; Dioscoreaceae. Bases 161 to 505 code for a protein of 114 amino acids. The record is from RefSeq and is a predicted model, not a curated record. Gene Ontology annotation, cellular component: RNA polymerase II, core complex.
UUAUUUCUCUCUAAAUACACAUACCAAGAACUCUAGACCAAUCCAAACAACAACACUUUCAUCAUCAGCAUCAGCAGCAGCAGCAGCAGCAGCAGCAAAAUCACCACCAAAAGAAGGAAGAAAGAGAAGGAAAUUAGAAUAAAAGCAUCAGCAGCCAACCAUGAGUACCAUGAAGUUUUGCCGAGAAUGCAACAACAUUCUGUAUCCCAAGGAAGAUAGGGAGCAGAAAGUUCUCCUCUUUGCCUGCCGCAACUGUGAUCAUCAGGAAGUUGCUGAUAAUAACUGUGUGUAUAGGAAUGUUAUACACCAUGCUCCUGGUGAGUUCACUCAAGUUCUUCAAGAUGUUGCUGCUGAUCCAACUCUUCCUCGCACUAAGAGUGUUAGAUGUUCUGUUUGUAAUCAUCCUGAAGCUGUCUUCUUCCAGGCUACGGCGAGGGGUGAAGAAGGUAUGACCCUGUUCUUCGUCUGUUGUAAUCCAAGUUGUGGACAUCGGUGGAGAGAUUGAUUGCUCGAGUUCUGUUUGUCCACCGGCUCAUCAUUUUUCGCCAGCGCUUCUAUUUAUCUUGUUCUGUUGUAAACUAUCAAAUGAUUGAGAUUCUGAAAACCCUAAUUUGACAGAUCCUCAAUAAAACUAUGCCUUGCUUUGUGUCC